CAAUUGAACAUCUGAUCUUAAAUCUUUCUCCUUUUCUUUCACUUUCCGAUCAAAAAUGCCGCCGCGGUCCUCGAUCGAGCAGGAAUUAAUGUCACCAUCCACCCCCAAAAAGUUCAAGACCGAUCGAUCUGUCCGACAAUUUCAUCGAUGUUUCGCCUCCACCAGUACAAUAUUCCUCUGUGCUCUAUUCCUCAUCGUCCUAACCGCGUCAUUUUUAAGCUUCCGAAUCUUUAUCGGUGGUUCCACUAAAUGGUGUUAUUUCGAAAACCAAGUAAGAUCUUCCGCCCAUAUCCAUCGAUCAGGAGGCUUCUCCGUCUUAGUCACCGGCGCCGCCGGUUUUGUCGGCACCCACGUCUCCCUUGCCUUAAAGAAACGAGGAGACGGCGUUGUUGGGUUAGAUAAUUUCAACAACUAUUACGACCCUUCAUUGAAAAAAGCCCGUAAAAAACUCCUCAAUUCGAAUAAUAUCUUCAUUAUCGAAGGUGAUAUCAACGAUGCGCGCAUGUUAGCAAAGCUAUUCGAAAUCGUCCCUUUUACUCACGUAAUGCACUUGGCUGCGCAGGCUGGCGUACGUUACGCCAUGGAAAAUCCCGGUUCAUAUGUUCAUAGUAACAUCGCCGGUUUGGUUACACUUCUAGAAGCCUGUAAAAAUGCAAACCCACAACCCGUUAUCGUUUGGGCAUCUUCAAGUUCGGUUUACGGGUUAAACGAGAAAGUACCAUUUUCUGAAUCGGAUCCAACAGAUCAACCCGCUUCACUCUACGCCGCUACAAAGAAAGCCGGAGAGGAAAUAACUCAUACGUAUAACCACAUCUACGGUUUAUCCAUAACGGGUCUUCGUUUCUUCACGGUUUACGGGCCAUGGGGAAGACCCGACAUGGCUUACUUCUCUUUCACCCGUAAUAUCCUUCAGGGGAAACCGAUUACGGUUUACCGGGGCAAGAACCAUGUUGAUUUAGCCCGGGAUUUCACUUACAUUGAUGAUAUUGUGAAGGGUUGUGUCGGGUCGUUGGAUACUGCAGGGAAGAGUACUGGGUCGGGUGGGAAGAAAACGGGUCCAGCGCCUUAUCGGAUAUACAAUCUGGGUAAUACGUCACCGGUGACGGUGCCGACGCUUGUUAGUAUCUUGGAGAAGCAUUUGAAAGUGAAGGCUAAGAAGAAUGUAUUGGAUAUGCCCGGAAACGGCGACGUUCCGUUUACUCAUGCGAAUAUAAGCUUGGCCCGAAGGGAAUUGGGGUAUAAACCGACAACCGAUUUGCAAAACGGGUUGAAGAAGUUUGUUAGGUGGUAUCUAUCAUAUUAUGGUUACAAUCAAGGCAAGCCUUUAAAUUGAUAUUAUUAUUAUUAUUAUUAUUAUUAUUAUUAUUAUUAUUGAGAUAAACAAUAGACAAUGCUUUGAUCUCAUCAAAUAACUAGUUAACAACAGUUUUUGUUUUGUUUUAUUUUAUUUUAUUUUAUCACUUUUAUGACUUUUUCCUUUUAUUAUA
Messenger RNA from Impatiens glandulifera, 1487 nucleotides. RefSeq names its product UDP-glucuronate 4-epimerase 1-like. The record is from RefSeq and is a predicted model, not a curated record. The transcript has a single exon. NCBI's taxonomy places the organism in Eukaryota, Viridiplantae, Streptophyta, Magnoliopsida, Ericales, Balsaminaceae. The coding region runs from base 56 to 1333 and encodes 425 amino acids.